AUGGCCAGAGAGCGUUUUCUUCACCUCCAAGGUGCGCGGUUUCUGUGUGCCACUUGGGUGCUAUGCGGCCGCUUUCUUCCUGAUGCCCACGCAGGCUUCUGGCUGUUCGGCAAGCGCCGCCUCAACGUGGCUGCGGACAUCUUCGCCGUGCUCAGCGGCUUCGUCUCCGGACUGCAAGCGCCGGCCCAAGAAAAGACCUCCCCUACCGCCUUGGUUCAGGAAUGGUCACGACUCGGACGCCGGAUGCUCCGGAUUUUGCCGGCGUUUUGGCUGUCGAUGCUAUGGAGCCUCCUUUUCGUCCGACCAUGGCCACCUUUCAAAGCCCUGCAGUGCGCACUGCUGGCAGAGAUAUGGGGCGAGGAGAGCCACUUCCUCCCGCUUGCGGCGCUGCCAGAUUUCUGCCUUGGAGCAGCUGCAGCGCGCUGUGUGGAGGAGGCACCGGACGAAGCCUUGGGGGAGAAAGUGUCGCACUUGGCACCAGACCCUUGGGAGUCCAGCCGACUGCAUUUUGCUGACGUGGCCAAGCAACUUGCACAGAGCACAUCUCGUAGUCAGAGCCUAGUCUCCGGGACCUGCCACUGCGACUUUUCGCCGGCCUACGCCAACCGAGCCAAGGAGCGGGUGCGGCUCUUACCGGGAAAGGGGGCGGCCUCAGUGCUGCUGGACUUGGUGUCCGUGUCUCCUCAUCCAUCGUCGGAACCUCCCGAUCGCCAGGCGAAGUUCAGUCUUUUGUGUGCUGCCGCGCCGCCGUGCCUGCAGAUGCCUGCAGAUGCCUGCAGAUUCUUCGGAGGUGCUUCCACCACCGCCACCUUCAUCGCAGUUCAGUGGUGGUGGCAUGACGGCGCUGCAAGCCCUGCGCCUUCUUCUGGAAAUGUGAUGGCUGCCAGAGCGGCAUGCCUGUUUUGCCAUUUGUGCCCGCCUGACGAAAAGAAGCGCCGGAAGAAGGAGCGCCGCUUCGUGGCUUCAAUGGGUACGACUCGGCAGUAUGAGGCGCAGGCAUCGCCAACCCGUCUGCAACGUUCGGUACGGAAGGUGCCCGAAGCAGCGCCGAUGAAAGUGCAGGUCGAUCGUGUGAACCAUGUCCCGUACCUGCCCGAAGAGCAGAUUUUGCUGCCCGAGGAACCGCAUCAGCUGCAUGACGAGGUUCCCACCCAAUACUCGGAGUACCAAGACUACGACUACGACUGUUUGCCAGGCAUCGUCGCGCCGGAGCUACGUGAUGUGGAAGCGCAGAUCAUUCAAAGAGCCCUGAUGGAGCAGGAGGUGGCAGAGGUGGAAGCCGAAUGGGGCUAUCGUCCACCACCUUCCAAUGGUCGUGUGCGCCUGGAAUUGGACAAGGUACUUCCCACCUACAGCUAUUCGGGAGUGUACUCCGACGACGAUGACGACCUCGAUCUGAACGCCUUGACUGCCUCGCCCAGCGCUGGCCCCUUUGAAGAUGAAGACCAAGAUACUGACCUGGGGGCAGAGCUUCCAACGCUUCUGGCACCGAGCGACACUCUGCCGAGUGAUGGAGUGGGAAGUGACGAAGACAAAAACAACCAAGACAGUUUCUUCUCCUUCGUAGAAGCAGGGCCGGAUUCCACUGGCCUCACGCUUGAAAGGGAGUGGGUUGUGGAUGCAGGCCGCAUACCAUGGGGCCUGCUCGCUGAUGCCUGUGCUGCCAUCAUCGUGAGCCUCGUGACCUUCGUCCCUGCUAGCUUUAGGAAUGCCUGGGAUGAAGCUGAGCUCUUCCAGGAGGCCUCGAGCUUUGACCAUUUCUUGGCGCCCUUGAUCGCCAGCUUCCUCCUUUGCUCCUCGCAAGGUGGGGGCAAGGGUGCUGUUCAGACAGUGCUCAAGCAUCAGUCUAUGGCGAGCCUGGGCCACUACAGUCUGUACGUCUAUCUCUUCCAGGAGCCGCUCUUCAGGUCUAUCGAAGCCUUCGUUCCCGACCUUGAGGAUUCCGCCGAAGGGUUUGUCUUCUUUGUGCUAUGCCUUUGGCUGAUCUCUGGCCUGUACGCCGAAAAGGUCGAACCGAUGCUGCUAAAGAUCUCGGUGAGCUCUGCAUCGAGUGACAGCGAACCCACCGAAAGUACAUCCUGA
Messenger RNA from Symbiodinium sp. CCMP2592, 2082 nucleotides. Lineage: Eukaryota; Dinophyceae; Suessiales; Symbiodiniaceae. The record is from the annotation of a GenBank genome assembly.